Molecule: messenger RNA, 1668 nt
Organism: Solea senegalensis (Senegalese sole)
Lineage: Eukaryota; Metazoa; Chordata; Actinopteri; Pleuronectiformes; Soleidae
Product: protein FAM161A-like
Exons: 5
Coding region: 98-1366 (422 amino acids)
Biological process (GO): cilium organization
Cellular component (GO): cilium
Source: RefSeq, a predicted model, not a curated record
ACUGAGAUGUCAGUAGACCGCAGCUCUGCUCUACUUCCACCUGGUUGUUUAGUUUUUUGUUUGUUUGUUGGUUAAUAAGUAAAAGGAGGUGUCAACAAUGUACAGAUCACCGUCUCUGGAAAACAAGAACUUCAUUUCUGUGUGCCGAGAAGAAAGAGACCACUACUUUGUCAGAGAUGAGGACUGCCCCAGUGAGGAGUACGACUUGGAUUCAGAAGGCAGCGAGGAAGGUAAAGGGGACAGAGGGAUUUGCAGCUCCGUGUCCCUGGAGAUCCAUGGCCUACAGAGGGAGCAGCGGGUCUACUUCUCCAACCAGGAGUACUACAGGAGGCUGGAGGAGCUGAAGAACACCCACCUGAGGAACAUGGCUGAGCUGGAGAGGAUGUACAUCAGCGAGGGCAUAGAGUGGCGAGGAGAGGACCAUGAUGGAGGUCUGGCACGAGGGAGAAUCAGAGAAGCCGGACAGUCAAUCAGGACACUCCAGAGGAUCAACUCUCAGGAGGAAUUGGACUUCCAUGAGAUGUCAAGUGGAUCUGACCAAUCAGAGAUCUGUGCAGAGGACACCAUCGGGGAGCUGGACAAUCGAUGCAGGACAUCUGCCCAGGGUCGAUCCUUUGGGAGAGCCAUCCUGGUGAGGCCGAAGGAAAUAGCAAUCCAGAAACAGUUUCCAUUCCAGCCAAAGACCCCGUGUUCAAAACCCCAGAGACGACUAUCCUAUCAAACUGGGAUCAGAAUUCGAUCCAGCUUUAAAGUCACAGUGCCCAAACCCUUCCAGAUGAUGCUGCGAGAGGAGGAGAGGAAGAGGCACAAGGUGCGGACGCGCUCAGAGAUCGAGCUGGAGAACGUGCUACUGAGACGUGAGCUGGAGGAACUCCGAGAAUGCCAGAAAAAGUUCAGAGCAUCACCUGCUCCGGCCCACAUUCACCUGCCUCUCUACGAAAUCAUCAGCCGUCGCACUAAUCAGUGGUCAGACCAAAGCAGAAGCAGCGGUGAUAAAUGUGACCGUCACUCCAAACUCAACCAGGCCUCUGCUGCCAUCUUGCCACAGCCUUUCCAUUUCCUGGAGAGGGAGAAGAAGAAGAGGGAGGCAAAGAUUCUGGCAGAGUUCGGGAACCUUGGUCAGAAAGAGAAGCGGCAGGCCUUUAAGGCUCGGCCCAUGCCCAGCACUGUGUAUGGUACAAGAUGCAAAGCAGGACCCAAGACCACAAACCGCCAGACCCUGUCUCUAACUACAUGCACAGAGGAGAGCGAGAGCCUUAAAUUGCUCCAGUCCAAGUCCAGUGAGAUGGUGAAGGAGAAGGAGUGGUCCUACACUGACCCACUGCUCACCUCUGUUUCCAUGCAACCCAGAGCCGCUGCUAUCUAAGCAGAGGUGAGGGCAUCAGCUGCACAGUGUUCAAAAAUCAAUGAGAGAAUAACAGGAGAUACAAAGUGCUCUGUUUUGUGUUUUAGAAUCUAACUUUGUCAUCAUGGUUUAUUUCUGUAUGCUAAACUGUAUCAAGCAGCACUAUGUGUUUAGGGUACACAGAUUUAUCCGUUUAUAUGUCUAUUUUGUAUGUAUGUAUGUACAGUUUUGGAGGUUCUUGUAGGUGCUUCUUUUGUUGUGGUCCACCUUAUUUUGGUCACAGAAGGGAGACGUUUUCAGAAAUAAAAUUGUAAAACUCUUCA